AGUCGGCUGGUACCACGGUCAAGAUGGACGCGCGUUCUCUGUGGCUUAUUUUAGCGAUUGUUGCUGUGUCUAAAAGUACGGGCGUGGCGCCAAGACUCAAAUUGAAUGAUGGCAAAGAGAUUCCGGCACUAGGCCUUGGCACUUGGCUCGGAUUUACGAAAGAAGGUACUCGCGUCCCAGUGCAGGGAGAUGAAGUGGAGAAUGCUGUACAAUGGGCCAUAGACGCUGGUUACAGACACAUCGAUACUGCUGCCAUCUACAAUACCGAGCUUCAGGUUGGCAGAGCUGUAAACAAAAAGAUUGCUGAAGGAGUAAUAAAGAGAGAAGAUGUCUUUAUUACAACAAAGUUAUGGAAUACCCGUCACGCCAAAGAAGAUGUAGUACCGGCCCUGAAAGAGUCACUUCAGAAGUUGAACUUGACUUACGUGGACUUGUAUCUCAUCCACUGGCCUAUAUCCGAAUCUGAGGAUCAAAAAUUUCUGGACAUUGACUACGUGGAUACAUGGCGGGGUAUGGAGGAGGCUCGCGCUCAAGGCCUUACUCGUUCUAUAGGCGUCUCCAACUUCAACCAGGCGCAACUCGAAAGACUCAUAUCGCUCACCAAUUCCAAGCCCGCCUCUUUACAAAUUGAGAUAAAUUUGAACCUGCAGCAACCAGAUCUUUUAGCUUACUGCAAACGUCAAGGAAUAUUAGUGACUGGAUACACACCAUUCGGUUCAUUAUUCUCUGACAAGACUACUGAAGAGGUUCCACCUCCUCGCGCAGACGAUACUUCCCUCGUUGCCAUCGCUCAGAAAUACAACAAAACUGUAGCGCAAAUAGCGCUGCGUUACGAGGUUGAACUGGGCGUCAUCCCAAUUCCGAAGUCCAUACACAAGAAACGAAUCGAGCAGAAUAUCAACGUAUUCGAUUUCGAAUUAACACAAGAGGAACGAGAUGUGUUGAAGGCAUUCGAUAAGAACUACCGCGUGAUCGCCGCCACUCACUGGAAAGGUUCCCCUCACUACCCCUUUGAGAAGAAUUGAAUAGUGUAAUUUUUAAAUUUUGAAUAAAUGGCUUGGUAACUU
Messenger RNA from Diatraea saccharalis (sugarcane borer), 1067 nucleotides. The record is from the annotation of a GenBank genome assembly. NCBI's taxonomy places the organism in Eukaryota, Metazoa, Arthropoda, Insecta, Lepidoptera, Crambidae.